Molecule: messenger RNA, 1957 nt
Organism: Hevea brasiliensis (rubber tree)
Lineage: Eukaryota; Viridiplantae; Streptophyta; Magnoliopsida; Malpighiales; Euphorbiaceae
Product: glycosyltransferase BC10
Exons: 2
Coding region: 301-1470 (389 amino acids)
Cellular component (GO): membrane
Molecular function (GO): glycosyltransferase activity
Source: RefSeq, a predicted model, not a curated record
AACGGUAACGCCCUUCUGAAAACUAACGCCGUCUUCUCCUUUCCCUUCCUGAAAAUUCACUUCUACAAAUACUAGCAAGUUAACAAAUAACAACUAACAGACGAACACCCGCGUCUCUUAACGUCGUCAUAUUUAACGUCGUACGUUCCAUUCUGUCCCAAUCGCCCCUCGCCAUUCACCUCUCACCAUCUCUCUUCCGCCCUCUUGAAAGCUGAAACUCUCUUUACACUACAAAAUCUCCAUAACCCUGAAACCAAACAUUCCCUUAACCUUGUUUCUUCUAAAUUCUCACAUUUUUUUAUGCCAAAUUGUCACUCUUCCUCAUUUCCCAAUUCCUCCCUUUUCCUUCACUUUCUUUUCUCCCUGAAAAUUUCUCCUUCAAUGUUCUCUACCCCGUUUGUCCUCACCUUUUCCCUUCUCCUUUCCCUCCCUAUUCUCUUUCUCUUGGCCCCCAGAAUCCUUCCUCCUCGCCUUCCCCCCAUCUCCCCUUCUGAUGAGCAGGAUGAUCUUUCCCUCUUCCGCCGGGCCGCCGCCGCGGCCUCCUCCCACCCUUCCUCAUUCUCUCACCUCUCCUCCUCCAAACACCCCAAGCUCAAAAUCGCCUUCCUUUUCCUCACCAACACCGAUCUCUACUUCGCUCCUUUGUGGGAAAAGUUCUUUAAAUCGAAUAAGGAUCUCUACAAUAUCUAUGUCCAUGCCGAUCCUUCUGUAAAUAUCACUCGUCCAGAUGGUGUUUUCAAGACCCAGUUCAUUCAACAUGCCAAACGUACCUACCGUGCGUCUCCUACUUUGGUCUCCGCCACGCGCCGCCUCUUGGCCACCGCUAUUCUUGAUGAUCCUGCCAACGCUUACUUCGCUGUCCUUUCCCAGUACUGUAUCCCGCUCCAUUCGUUUAGCUAUGUCUAUAACUCUCUCAUCUCUUCCAAAUCUUUCGAUCUCACGUCUUCUGAAUCAGACUCUGAGUCCACUCAAUACGGAGUUCGAGUUCAAUACAAGAGUUUCAUCGAAAUUAACUCCAAAGAACCUCGUCUAUGGAAGCGUUACGUUGCUAGGGGGAGAUAUUCCUUGAUGCCAGAAGUACCCUUUGAGAAAUUUAGAGUGGGGUCUCAAUUUUUCCUGCUAACGCGCCGACACGCGCUCAUGGUGAUUAAGGAUCGGAGUCUAUGGAAGAAAUUUAAGCAGCCCUGUUACAGGGCCGAUGAAUGCUACCCAGAAGAGCAUUAUUUUCCUACUCUCCUAUCAAUGUCAGAUCCUAAAGGCUGCACUCACUACACACUAACAAGGGUCAAUUGGACGGGCACCACCAAUGGCCAUCCGUACACUUACCGGCCGGCUGAAAUCUCGCCGGUACUGAUUCACGAGUUAAGGAAAUCGAAUUACUCAAGUUCUUAUUUGUUCUCGAGGAAAUUCUCGCCGGAUUGUUUGAGACCAUUGAUGAAAAUCGCCAAUAAGGUCAUUUUCCAGGACUGAAAAUGCUUGUUCCUGGUGAAUAAGGAGUUUUGAUUAUGAUGACGAUUUGGACAAUUAGAAAAGAUACUGCGGGCGGGAGAGUAAGUUUGGUUGGGGAAUAGUUUUGAAGAGUCUUAAUGUGCUCAAAAUCCAUUAAAAUCCGAAGGAACCAACUCAGAGGUGCUCCUUUCCUGAAGGGGAAAGAAAGGGAUCACAAGAUAGACAAAGUGGGAAACAAAAGUAGAUACCUUUGCUAAAGGGUGUGUUUUGAUGGGGUAAGAGGGUCAAAAAAGGGUUAGUGGUAGUUUUGUCUCUUUUGUUGUCUCUGUUUUUGUACAUAUGUGAAUGAAGUGAUGAAAUAGUUUAGGUUGUUGAGGGAAAGCAAAUCAAUACUGCAAAAAGCAAAAGCAAAUGUGUCGGAGAGAAUAGUAAUGGGCUCUCAUCAAAGAAAUUUUCAUGUCUUGAUAUAUUCUUUUCUUGGUUAAUCUUAAAAGUAAAUUUAUGGUUC